AUGUUACUGUGGGAAUCUGCUCCCUGGGCUCCUCUCCUCUCUCCUGUGAGACUGUGGGCGGCCCUGCUGCUCCUGGGAACAGCAGGCAGUCGAGCUGUGUUCCAGGGACAACCAAUGACCCUGCAGUAUGAGGGGGAAUCACCUCCUGGGAGUGUCAGCAACCAGGACAAGGAGGUCUUCAGGACACCAAACUUCAGCUCUCAUGUCAGCCAGACCUCUGGGACAGAAUCAGAGGGAUACUCCUACGAGACCUUCAAGGGCUAUACUUUCAGCAACCCCUUACACUUGAUCGUAUCAUACGAUUGGUUGAUACUGCAGGGCCCUGCUCAGCCUGUGUUCGAGGGUGACUCUCUGAUCCUUCACUGCCUGGCAUGGGGAGAUUGGCCUCUGUCCCAGGUCACUUUCUACCGAGAUGGCUCAGCUUUGAGCCCCCCGGGACCUGACACAGUGUUCUCUAUCAGCAUGGUUCAUACAGUGGACAGCGGGCACUACUACUGCAGUGGCAUCUUCAAGAGGCCUGGCCCUGGAGCCAAGAAGGCAACUGCUGUGUUCUUUAGAGUACAAGAGCUGUUUCCACCUCCAACAAUGACUGCAACCCCUUCCACUAAACCCCAGGAGGGAAGCCAGAUGACCCUGAGCUGUGAGACAAAGCUGAACCCCCAGAGAUCAGGCUCCCUGCUUCAGUUCUCUUUCUACAAGGACGGCAGGAUGGUUCGGGCCAAAGGCAGUUCCCCACAAUACAGGAUCCCAACAGUGCAGCUGGGAGACUCUGGAUCAUAUGGGUGUGAAGCCGCCACAGAGCAUGGUCAUAUCCGGAAACAGAGUCUCAGGCUUGAGAUUCAGGUGCAGAAUUCUACCUCAAGAAGCCCUCUCAGAUCAACAGCUCCAUCUCCUUCAGAUCCAGCUCCUGAAAAACCAGCAGCUCCAAAACCAGCUCCUCCAGAUCCUCGAAGACCUUCUCAAUCUGGCCCCCCUUCUUCAGGGAGUCAGCCUUCUGAGGCUCCAUGCUCCAAACCGCCCCUAAUGAUGCAAGAUCCCCACCUGAACUACCAGAUGCAAAUCCUGCUCAGUCACAUGGAGAAUGUGAGAACCCUACUGGGCCAUCUGGUUCUAGAACUCAGGGAUCUCUCUGGCCGUCUUGAGUCCAGGGCUUCAGGAGCAGCCAAAGGGCCAGCCCCCAAGGCCCAUGGAGCUCCAGGAACUUCUAGGGGUCCACAGAGGGAAUGA
Molecule: messenger RNA, 1227 nt
Organism: Dromiciops gliroides (monito del monte)
Lineage: Eukaryota; Metazoa; Chordata; Mammalia; Microbiotheria; Microbiotheriidae
Gene: FCRLA
Product: Fc receptor like A
Exons: 6
Coding region: 1-1227 (408 amino acids)
Biological process (GO): cell surface receptor signaling pathway
Molecular function (GO): transmembrane signaling receptor activity
Source: RefSeq, a predicted model, not a curated record